This is a messenger RNA of Bursaphelenchus okinawaensis, 2088 nucleotides long. Lineage: Eukaryota; Metazoa; Nematoda; Chromadorea; Rhabditida; Aphelenchoididae. The record is from the annotation of a GenBank genome assembly.
AUGGUGUUAGCGGAUUUGGGUCGCCGAAUCCGCGUGGCCAUUGGCAAGUUGGGCCAGGCGACGGUAAUUAAUGAAGAUGAGGUGAAUGAGAUGUUGAAAGAGGUCUGUAAGGCCUUGAUGGAGAGCGAUGUUAACAUUAAGUUGGUGGCCAAGUUGAGAGAAAACAUCAAGUAAGUGUUUUGUGAUAGUUAUUUGUGUUUUUAGGAGUUGUUAUUAAUUUAUUGAACAUGUUUUGUUUAGAAAGAGCUUGAACUUUGAGGACAUGGCUGGAGGUGUUAACAAGAGGAGGCUCAUUCAGAAGACCGUGUUCCAAGAACUCGUGAAGUUGGUGGAUCCAGAUGUUAAGCCUUUUGUUCCUCAAAAAGGAAAAACUAAUGUUAUCAUGUUUGUUGGUCUUCAAGGUUCUGGUAAAACAACCUCGUGUACAAAGGUGGGUUUUGUUUAGCAUAAUUAUGCAUUGUUUUAUUAAAUGUAUUUUAUUAAAUAACGUUAACUGUUAUAGUUAGCGUAUUACUACCAGAAGAAAGGAUGGAAGAGUUGUUUGAUUUGUGCAGAUACAUUCCGUGCUGGUGCUUUUGAUCAGUUGAAACAGAAUUGUACCAAAGCUAGGAUUCCAUUUUACGGAAGGUAAUUCAUUUUUCAGCAUUUUCGUUUAAAAAUAGGAUACUUAGGUCUUGAUUGUAGCUGAUUAUAACAAAUUUCAUCAAUGUUUUUAGUUACACCGAAGUAGAUCCUGUAGUAAUUGCAAAGAACGGUGUGGAUAAGUUCAAGCAAGAUGGUUUUGAGAUCAUUGUGGUCGAUACUUCUGGUCGACACAAGCAGGAAGCCUCUUUAUUCGAAGAAAUGCUCCAAGUUUCAAAUACUAUUGUAAGUUAAGUUUUGUCAUUAUUUGACAUUUUUGGGAUUUUAGGCAUAAUUUAAAAUUUGCGGCCAUGUUAUGUAUUUUUAUUCUGUUGCAGGACCCGGACAAUGUUGUAUUUGUGAUGGACGCUUCUAUUGGUCAGGCUUGUGAAGCCCAAGCGAGUGCUUUCAGUCAAACUGUAAAUGUCGGAUCAGUGAUUAUCACCAAGUUGGAUGGCCAUGCGAAAGGUGGUGGUGCUUUAUCAGCGUAAGUCACCAAUAUAUUUACAUUAUUAUUGAAUUUAGUGUUGCUGCUACUCAUUCUCCUAUUAUAUUUAUUGGUACCGGUGAGCAUAUCGAUGAAUUCGAAGAGUUCAAAGUCAAGCCUUUCGUGCAGAAGUUGUUGGGGAUGGGUGACAUCGAAGGUCUCGUGGAGAAGGUAUCGGAAAUGGGGUUAGAAGACAACGAAGAGCUUCUGAAACGUUUAAAGCAGGGCCAGUUUACUCUCAGAGACAUGUAUGAACAGUUUCAGAACAUCAUGAAGAUGGGUCCCUUGAGUCAAGUCAUGGUAAUCAUUAUGACUAUAUUUUUGUAACAACUGCAGAUUUGAUUGAUUUACGUAAAAUACAAUGGUAAAAUCGUCCUUUGUAGAGUAUGAUACCCGGAUUCGGUCCUGAUUUUAUGACGAAAGGCAACGAGCAAGAAUCCUCACAUCGUCUGAAGCGAUUGAUGACUAUAAUGGAUAGUAUGGCUGACAGUGAACUCGAUCAUCCUAAAGCCAACGAUAUAUUUUCAAAAGAACCUUCCAGGGUUACUCGAGUAGCUCGUGGCAGUGGCACAGCUGAAGGGGAGGUGAAAGAGCUGUUAUCACAAUACAAAAAGUUCGCCGCCAUGGUUAAGAAGAUGGGAAGUGUUAAAGGAUUAUUCAAGGUAAGCUUUGAAUUGAUUUGUUUGAAGUUUAGGGGACAAAUGCGGAAAAUUUUAAAAGUGCUGGGUCUUUGUGUUUUUUGGAUUUUUAAUUAUCACUUUUAAAAGAACAUGUUUUAGAACGGAAACAUGAAUCCGAACAAGAUCAACCCUAUGCAGAUGCAAAAACUGAACCAGCAGAUGGCCAAAAUGAUGGACCCUCGGGUACUACAACAAAUGGGCGGCAUGGGAGGCCUUCAGAACAUGAUCAAGCAGCUGGGCGGCAGUGGUGGCAUGGGCGGAUUAGGAGGGCUAGGCGGCGGCGGUGGAGGCCGAAAGUGA